CCGGGCGCACGUCGAGGGCUGUGGCCGCCGCGGCAGGGCACGGCCACGCCACCGGCUGCGGGCCCAGGAGCCAGGCGUCGGGACCCAGGUCGAGCUGUCGGGAGGGCAGAGCCACAGGGCCUGCAAAGAUGCUGACUGUCCCGGAGGUGGGCCUGCAGGAGCUGUACAUCGGCUCCAGCCCACCCGGCUCCCCAAGGACCCAGGAAAGCUGUGGCAUUGCCCCCCUCACACCCUCACAGUCUCCAAAGCCCGAGGCCCGAGCCCCCCAGCAGGCCUCCUUCUCUGUGGUAGUAGCCAUCGACUUCGGCACCACAUCCAGUGGCUAUGCCUUCAGCUUUGCCAGUGACCCUGAGGCCAUCCACAUGAUGAGGAAAUGGGAGGGCGGGGACCCAGGUGUGGCCCACCAGAAGACCCCCACCUGCCUGCUGCUGACCCCAGAAGGCGCCUUUCACAGCUUUGGCUAUACAGCCCGUGAUUACUACCACGAUCUGGAUCCUGAAGAGGCUCGUGACUGGCUCUACUUCGAGAAGUUCAAGAUGAAGAUCCACAGCACCACUGAUCUCACCUUGAAGACCCAGCUAGAAGCGGUAAAUGGGAAGAAAAUGCCUGCCCUGGAGGUGUUCGCCCAUGCCUUGCGCUUCUUCAAGGAGCAUGCCCUGCAGGAGCUGAGGGACCAGUGCCCAUCGCUGCCAGAGAAGGACACUGUGCGCUGGGUGUUGACAGUGCCGGCCAUCUGGAAACAACCGGCCAAGCAGUUCAUGCGGGAGGCUGCCUACCUGGCUGGACUGGUGUCGAGAGAGGCUGCAGAGCAAUUACUCAUCGCCCUGGAGCCCGAGGCCGCCUCUGUGUACUGCCGCAAGCUGCGUCUGCACCAGCUCGUGGACCUGAGCAGCCGAGUUCCGGGCAGUGGGCGUCAGGGCGAGCGCCGCUCCAUUGAUUCCAGCUUCCGUCAGGCCCGAGAGCAGCUUCGAAGGUCCCGCCACAGCCGCACGUUCCUGGUGGAGUCGGGUGUCGGAGAGCUGUGGGCCGAGAUGCAAGCAGGAGACCGCUACAUGGUGGCAGACUGCGGGGGAGGCACGGUGGACCUGACCGUGCACCAGCUGGAGCAGCCCCAUGGCACCCUCAAGGAGCUCUACAAGGCAUCCGGCGGCCCCUGUGGCGCGGUGGGCGUGGACCUGGCCUUCGAGCAGCUGCUGGGCCGUAUCUUCGGCGAGGACUUCAUCGCUACCUUCAAAAGGCAACGCCCAGCAGCCUGGGUGGAUCUGACUAUAGCCUUCGAGGCCCGCAAACGCACCGCAGGCCCACACCGUGCGGGGGCGCUCAACAUCUCGCUGCCCUUCUCCUUCAUUGAUUUCUAUCGUAAGCAGCGAGGCCACAACGUGGAGACGGCCCUGCGCAGGAGCAGUGUGAACUUCGUGAAGUGGUCCUCACAGGGGAUGCUCAGGAUGUCUUGUGAGGCCAUGAACGACCUCUUUCAGCCCACGGUCAGCGGGAUCAUCCAGCACAUAGGAAACCUCCUGGAAACCUCCCCAUAUCCAUACACUGGAAUGAGACCCAGAAUCAUCUGGAAUACCUGGAGGACGCAUUGCGGUGGGGAUCGAGAGACAGGAGGGAGGAUGUGCAGUCCUGCCAGAGGCGCUGCUGGCGCGCCCGGAGGUGCAGGGCGUGAAGCUGCUGUUCCUGGUGGGCGGCUUCGCCGAGUCGGCCGUGCUGCAGCACAGGGUGCAGGCGGCGCUGGGCGCCCGCGGCCUGCGCGUGGUGGUUCCGCACGACGUGGGCCUCACCAUCCUCAAGGGCGCCGUGCUCUUCGGGCAGGCGCCGGGCGUGGUGCGGGUGCGCCGCUCGCCGCUCACCUACGGCGUGGGCGUGCUCAACCGCUUCGUGGCUGGGCGCCACCCGCCCGACAAGCUGCUGGUCCGCGACGGCCGCCGCUGGUGCACCGACGUGUUCGAGCGCUUCGUGGCCGCCGAGCAGUCGGUGGCCCUGGGCGAGGAGGUGCGGCGCAGCUACUGCCCGGCGCGCCCAGGCCAGCGGCGCGUGCUCAUCAACCUGUACUGCAGCGCCGCCGAGGACGCGCGCUUCAUCACCGACCCGGGCGUGCGCAAGUGCGGCGCGCUCAGCCUGGAGCUCGAGCCCGCCGACGGAGGCUCCCACGCCGCCGGCGCGUCCCCUAGCCGCCGCGAGAUCCGCACUGCCAUGCAGUUUGGCGACACCGAGAUUAAGGUCACGGCCGUCGAUGUCAGCACCAAUCGCUCCGUGCGCGCCGCCAUCGACUUUCUUUCCAAUUGAGGGCGCAGUGCCAGCCCCCCUCGGCCCAGCUGAACCCUCUUUUGGCCCAGGGCCUGGGGAGCCGGCUGGGGCGGACGAACCAGCCGCGUCCCCCGCCAUCCUGACCGGGGAGAUGAGGUAGCAGGAGGAUGGGUGGGGACACAGCCAGAAACUCUGGCUCUGGGUUUGGGCCCGGGUCCGCUGACUGGAAGGCUGAAGGGCCCUGCCAAGGGGACUUAAAAGCGGUUUGUAAGAUGGCGUGCCCACAGGGGAGCACGUGAUCCUGAAGGCAGAAUGCCCCAGAAAGACUUGAGCCCUGGUCUGAACUGGGGCCCGGGGUGGG
Molecule: messenger RNA, 2611 nt
Organism: Hippopotamus amphibius kiboko
Lineage: Eukaryota; Metazoa; Chordata; Mammalia; Artiodactyla; Hippopotamidae
Gene: HSPA12B
Product: heat shock protein family A (Hsp70) member 12B
Exons: 14
Coding region: 129-2174 (681 amino acids)
Source: RefSeq, a predicted model, not a curated record